AUGGCAACGGUCGCGCGCUCCGAGUGGGCGGGGCCUUCAGCGGACCCAACCCUUGGCGGGGUUUGCGCCAGUGAGAGCAGAGGGAGCGCGAGGCGGCAGCUGCUCCGCGGGACCGGCUGGCAGGCAGGCAGGCAGGCAGGCAGGUGGCCUUGGAGAAAGGUGGUUCUUAGCUGCCUGUCCUCCUGGUGUCUUCAGCUUUCUCGCCGGCUGAAGAAGGUCUGGAAGCCCCAGCUGUUCACUCGAGAGCUCUACAGUGAGAUACUGGAUAAGAAGCUAUCGAUCACAGUCACCAUGCGGACCCUAGCGCAGAUUGACGCCGCCUACGGCUUUGACUUCUAUAUUUUAAAGACCCCAAAGUCCGAGCUGUGUUCUAAACUGGGCAUGGACCUGAAGCGCAUAAUGCUCUUGCGACUUGCCCGCAGGGACCCUGCUCUCCAUCCAGAUGACCCUGUAAAGAGGGAGGCCAUUUAUGACAAGUACAAGGAAUUUGUCAUCCCGGAGGAGGAAGCGGAAUGGGUUGGGCUGAGUUUAGAAGAAGCUGUAGAGAAGCAGCGGCUCCUAGAGAAGAAGGACCCCAUCCCCCUCUUCAAAGUCUAUGUAGAGGAACUGGUGCAGCAGCUCCAAGAACAGAAACUUUCUGAAUCUGCUGAAGUGCAGAAGACCUAGAAAAAGGAAUGUGGGCCUAGUUAGCAGCACCUUGUUCUCUCUCUGGGCUUGCUAUAAGCAGGUCACAGGCUGCACCUUGCCUGAGAGUGGGCCUGGGUCCAGAACUGUUCCACUUGUGGUAGCUAAUUCAGGAUUGUGAAGUGAAGUGGAGGAACAGUCAGCCUACUGCGUCCUCUGGGAGAGGUACCAGUUAUAACGGCCACUGUCUGAACAGGUGGAUGGCAUCAGGCAUCACUAGCUCACUGCUUUCUCACCUUCUGUUCAGGAUGCCUCUGCAGUGCCAAUAAACAAGAGCGUGCUUUUUCACUCCA
Molecule: messenger RNA, 977 nt
Organism: Pogona vitticeps (central bearded dragon)
Lineage: Eukaryota; Metazoa; Chordata; Lepidosauria; Squamata; Agamidae
Source: RefSeq, a predicted model, not a curated record